CUCUAACCAGAUUGGUAUUGCACAUUCUUAAGAUACCCCAAGAAAAAAAAAUAUUAAGAAAAAAAAACACCCUUUUCUCUUAUCUCUGUCUCUCCUUCCAUUGAGACAGACACCUUUGAAUUGUUUGUUCCUCUGCCUGUCUUAUGUCCAAUGUAAGAGUGUGUUAUAGAUUAUUACUCUCUCUCUCUUUCUCUCUCUUUAUCUGCAUUGUUUGUGGCUGUUGCCGUACAAGGUUUUGUGUGGUUUCCUUUGUGAAACUCAUCAAGGUUUUCUUUCGGGUGCCAAGGGAUUAAGCUCUCUGGGACAUUCCUUUUUCUUCUUGCAGUUUUGUUUUGUAAGCGGACGAGGAGGUUGUGGGGGAACUUUGACAACCAAAACAUGAAUUGUAUGGUUCAGUGAGAUAAAGUUUUCACCUUUCGUGUGUUGUGAGGACCCAAAUCUGUAGAAUUUGGGUAAAUUGGUUGGAUGGUAUUUUCUGUAUUUUUAUUGGAAAUUGUCUGGCUUCAACUGGGAAAACAUCUAUCUUUCUGAAUGCUUCCCUGCAUUUCGAACUACAGAACUCUGGAAACUGUUUCAUUCUUUUUGUAAUUGUCAGGGUUAGAACUGCACAUAAUUGAGGAAAAGAGAGGAGGUUCAUUUAAUUUCUCUGUUGAGCACAUGUGGAUUUUCUUUCAGGAUGUUUCAGGAUAGUGAUGGUCCUGUUAGCUUGUGAAGUUCUGGAUUCCGUAUUCUUCUAUUUUGCACUAGAAUAAUAUUCCUUUUCCAAAAGGGGUUUGCACACAGUGUUGUGUGAGUAGAUUUAAGAGUAAUAAAUCAUACAGCUUUAUGAAGAGGGUGUAACUGAUUGUGGUAGUUGAGGGGUCUAGUUCAAUUGAAAAGGAGAAAGGUUGACAUGGCAGCAAAACUCCUUCAAUCUUUAGCAGAUGAAAACCCAGAUCUGCAGAAGCAGAUAGGAUGCAUGACUGGGAUUUUUCAGCUUUUUGAUCGUCACCAUGCUCUCACGGCUCGCCGCAUUGCCCAUAAGAGACUUCCUUCUGGUAAUUCACACUUCAGUGAUGGAAGCUUGGAAAGAGAUUCUAAUAAUAUACACCAUCGCCAAGCAACAACUGAUACUAGCUUAAACAAGGGUGUGAAUGAAAGGCAGAGAAUUUCAACCGAAUCAUCAAGAGCAUCAUUCUCUUCUUGUUCAUCAUCAGUGUCCUCUUUGGACUGCAAGGCUGAAGCAGAGGCUCCAUUUGACCGGAUUCUUUUUCCUGAAACUCCUUCAAGGGAUGCAGCCAUGAACCAAUCAACCAUCUCUUCCCAUUUUGGAUGUAACUCCCUUGACCUGAGGGAUGUGGUAAAAGAUUCUAUGUAUAGGGAAGCCCGAGGGCUGUCAGUGAAGACUACAGGCAAAGAAGAAUCUGCCAUUAACGGCAUGAAGCACAGGGAUUCACCGCGUCCUGUGCAGUUGCCCAAAUCUGUUGAUGGAUCUUAUAGAGGUGGAAUAGAUGAAAAACAAAGUGUGCCUAUUGAUCUAAAGGAGUCUAUCCGAGUCCUUGCUAAACUUAGAGAAGCACCUUGGUAUUAUGCAGAAACUAAAGAACUUCCAAGAUCAUCACAUGAAGUAAAAGAUGGACCCUGGCAUUCAAACUCAAAGGAUGCUUCUUGGUUUGCUUAUGAAGGAAAAGAAAUAAGUCGUUUAUCUUUUGAAUCACGAGAGACCAUCAAAUCCACGCCAAAACUAAAAGAGCUUCCCAGACUUUCACUGGAUAGUAAGGAAGGUUCAUUACGCCCUUAUAGUUCUGAUUCAGCUACUCACCCGUCAAGAAACAUUUACACUGGCACACCCACAUCAAAUGACAAAUUCUCUACCCUACAACAGCCUUCAACAAUCCCCAAUCGUCUUCCUGGUGUUGUGGCAAAAUUAAUGGGCUUGGAAGCAUUACCGGAUUCCUCUUUGGCUGGUGACACUCAACCAAGUUCAACUGAAGCUUACUCAGCACAAGAUAGUAGUCAGUUUCCAAGGUCAUCAAAACCAGGACUUACCAGGCCACUCCGAUUUUCUCAUUCUCCGAAAAUUUCAUUGAAAGACCCAACUUCCCCAAGGCGAAAAAAUUCUGAUCUAGUAAUGAAACCCAUCUCAAGUUCAAGGUUUCCCAUUGAACCCGCACCAUGGAAGCAGCAAGAUGGAAAUCGAAGCUCCCAGAAACUGAAUUUAAGGGGUGUAAAAGCUCCAGCGAGAGCACCAGAUACCUUUCCUUCAGUUUAUAGUGAGAUAGAGAAGAGAUUGAAGGAUCUUGAAUUCAAACAAUCUGGAAGGGAUCUCAGAGCAUUAAAACAGAUACUUGAAGCAAUGCAAGAAAAGGGACUAUUAGAGAGCAGAAAAGAAGAACAAGCUCCAAAUGUUGUUGGAAGUCAAAAUGAGUAUGAACAAAAAUCUACCAGCCAAGAUCAGAAUACCAGGUCAUUAAGGCAACAAAACUCUCAGAGAAACAAUUUUCUAUCAUCCACAAUCAAGGGAUCUGAAUCAGCAAGGGCUUUUGAAUCCCCAAUAGUGAUAAUGAAACCAGCAAAGCUUGUUGAGAAAACUGCAAUUCCUGCUUCUUCAGUCAUUCCAAUCGGUGGUCUUUCUGUUUCCCAGAAACACCAGAAUGGCGGUGUGUAUGUAGAGAAUAAAACCAGUACAUCUGCUACUCGAGUAGCAAAAGAACAGUCUUCCAGGAACAUUCAUCGGGAUGCUUCUGCCAGUUCCAUUGAUAAGAAAGCAAAUGGUAGUAAGACUACUAGAUCUGCACAAUCUCAAUCUAGGUCUCAACAACAUCUAAAAGAAAAUAGCCAAAGUUCUGUGAAGCACUCAGGAACUGUGAGCCCUAGAUUGCAACAGAAGAAGUUGGAGUUAGAGAAGCGAUCUCGUCCACCUCCUCCACCAUCAGAUUCAACCAAACUCAGAAGGCAAUCUGGUAAGAAGGCAACAGAGUCAGGUUCACCAGGUGGGAAACAAAGACCCAAAACCCCCAACUCGCGCCAUAAUGAUGAGCAAUUGAGUGAGAUAAGCAACGAAUCAAGAAGUUUAAGUUGCCUCGGGGAUGAAAUCUCUUUGCAAUCAGACAGUUUAACUGUCAACUCAAAGAUGGAAGUGGAAGUCACAAGUAGUUUAAAGUCUGUUGAAAUUGAUGACAGCCAAAGCCCAUCUUUGAAGGGUGUGAAGCAAUUGAUUUCAGAGACAACGCAGAAAAAAUCAACUCCAAGGUUGGAUGAGGCUGAGUCAGUUGCAGAACUUGGAGCAGAUGCCCCAGAGCAUCCAAGUCCUAUCUCAGUUCUUGAUGGAUCGGUGUACAGAGAUGAUAUGCCAUCCCCAGUAAAGCAGAUAUCUGAGGAUUCAAAAGGUGAUGAUGGUCAAGAUUCCAAAGAAAAUGAGAUUACAGAUCAGUGGAACCCAGCAGAAAGCCUUUCAUUUCACAGCAUGGGAUCAGGAGAGAUCAAUAGAAAAAAAUUACAAAACAUAGACCACCUUGUUCAGAAGCUUCGACGGCUGAACUCCAGUCACGAUGAAGCUAGAAUUGACUACAUUGCUUCCCUAUGUGAGAACUCAAAUCCAGAUCACAGAUACAUCUCUGAAAUAUUAUUAGCUUCAGGCCUCUUGCUCAGAGAUUUGAGUUCCGAGUUGCUGACAUUUCAACUUCACUCUUCGGGUAAUCCCAUUAACCCCGAGUUAUUCCUUGUCUUGGAACAGACCAAGGCAAGUAGUUUGCUUUCAAAAGAAGAAAGCACCCCGGAAAAAGAUUCUAACAUGAAGCUGAACAAAGAGAAAUUUCACAGGAAAUUCAUCUUUGAUUCUGUGAAUGAGAUUCUUGGUGCCAAAUUAGGCUCAUCCCCAGAGCCAUGGUUUCUGCCUAACAGUAACAGACUCACCAAGAAAACCUUGAGUGCUCAAAAGCUCCUCAAAGAACUAUGCUUUGAGAUCGAAAAGAUUCAAGCCAAGAAGCCAGAAUGCUGCUUAGAAGAUGAAGAUGAUGAUCUGAAAAGCAUGCUGUGUCAAGAUGUUAUGCUUGGCUCAGAAAGUUGGACAGAUUUUCAUGGUUAUUUACCUGGGGUUGUGUUGGAUGUUGAGAGACUUAUAUUCAAAGACUUGGUUGAUGAAGUUGUGAUUGGUGAAUCAUCUGGUUUGCGAGUCAAGCCACCAGUUAGGCGCAGGAAGCUAUUUGGAAAGUAGUUUGUUCAGUUAUUCCCUUUCUCACUGAUGUUAGAUCUAUAUAAUUUUCUUGUCAUUUGCUUAUAAAAAAUUUCUUGGUUCAAGGCAUAUAAGUUUGCUUCUUAGAGCUUUGAUUAUUUAUUUUUUUGCUAAGAUGUAAAGAAAUUUGAGAUACCAUGGAUUUAUGGCAUACAUAAUACAUAAAAACUAAAGGUUCCUUAUUUGAAA
Messenger RNA from Vigna unguiculata (cowpea), 4402 nucleotides. It is a transcript of the gene TRM4, whose product is annotated as LONGIFOLIA protein. The record is from RefSeq and is a predicted model, not a curated record. Gene Ontology annotation, biological process: regulation of monopolar cell growth. Lineage: Eukaryota; Viridiplantae; Streptophyta; Magnoliopsida; Fabales; Fabaceae.